CAGUGGGCGAGCACGUUGACAGGCUUCGCCAAGCAAGGACGGUAGAUGUGUUUUCUUACGAACUAAGUAUGCUUGUCAUCCAUCCUGCAAGUUGCUGUGACGUCUGCCUCGAUCCCUAUUGUAUAUCUUCAGAACCCGCUAAUUCUCCACAUGCAAUAGCGUGUGGUCACAUCUUCUGUCUCACGUGCCUUCGCUCCUUAUCCCCAAGUUCAUGUCCCCUCUGCCGCAAAACUUUCGAGCCAGAACGUGUCAAGAAACUCCACCUCGCAAACCCACCCGAACUAGACAAUGCUGAACAGGAUGCUAUCAAUACUCAUUCCAGUCUCCUCCUUCAGCGCGUAGCUAUAAUCUCAGGCGAAGACACACCCGAAGCAGAUGUCGUCGAAGUAGUCACCGAGGUGCAGGAAUGGCUGCAAUCUCAGCCCGAUGACCCCAACUCCCAUAUUCCUCUUCGAGCUGCUGUAUCUUCCCUCCAGCGAUACAAAGCUCUUCAAGAUAAGCACGAGCGUGAAAAAACAGAACAUCGUCGCCUCCGCCACCAACUUCGCAACAGCAAGCGAAACGCAGACCACGAUUCUAAAACAUCUCGCGCAGUUGAAGAAAGUCUGCUCUUCAGGAUUCAGGAAAUAGAGAAAGAACAUGCUCAAGAGGUGAUCAUUUGGUUCAGCGGUAUUUAUCUGUCGCAGUUGCAAUCUCAGCUGGAAAGUUUUCGAAAUCCCCAAACCCAAUAUCGCAACACUGGCAAUCCCCUCCCCGCACCUCCAGAGCCCUUGCCUCUGGAUCGAUUUCCCACUUUUGCCAGGCAUCCUCUCCUAGGCGGCGCCGUACCAUAUCCCGCACCACCUCCGCGGGGAGAUGCCGCCCACACUAAUGGCGAUGCACAUGCUUCAGGAUCCAAGCAAGCAAGCUCAUCCCACAAUCCCAUUUCGCAUCCCCCCAAGCCUACCAGACCGUCCGAGGCUCCUCGGCCAGAAGAGCGCUGGACAAACAACACGCGGCGGCCCCAUGCAUCUUCCGCACACAACCGCGCACCCGAGUCUCAGCCGAAAAUAAACGCCACGACCCGCGGGGCACACAUCCCUCCCAACGGUGCUCGCGUCAUCCCGCGCGCACCUUCUCCCACCUGGGCAACGCGUCCUCUCGUCGAGGAUCGGCGAUCCGACGACGAAAGAGAGCUGAGGCGCAAAGAGCGGAACAAUAUCAGUAUCAGCACUGAUGUAGCGAAUGAUGUGUCCACGCGCCUAGCCUCUGCUGCAGCAUACGUCUCAGGCUAUGGCUCGGGGUACGAAUCGGGCUAUCAGCUGGUCAGCGCUCCGUACGUUUCGUCCGCCAGUAACAACGAAAGAUCUUUUCCGCUGCAGGAGACGCAAUCACCAGAACAAGUCACGGAUUUUCUGCAGGGAGAAAAUACGCCUGUGCCUCGAGCGCGGCCUGUUCCGAGACGGGCUGUAACGGAUGCAGUCCGAGUAGAGAAUAUUUCUGGAGGUCUUUUGGAUGCGCCUUUGCUUGGUACUCCGGUUGAUAAUGGUGCGGGACGCCGAGCAACGGUGCCGCAGAGCGUUGGUCAGGUGCUUGGUUUUGACGUUGGAGCAUCGCGGUCGAAUGGGAAUGGUGACGGUAACGCAGUAGCAGGAUCGUCCCGUCUGAAUGAUAGUGCAGCGGGACUUUCACGUCUAAAUGACAACGCACCAUCCCGUCCAACCGAUACCCAAAUCAGAAUGCCUAGACCUCGCGCCAUCAUCGCUCCCCUAGAUCCAUCCGCAGACGCAGAGAGCCCAGGAAGCGCUACCACAUGGGGAACCGUACCCACCUCACGAGCAGAUAGUAUGGAUCGCCUUGGCCUCUUAGGGCUGCACAACGGAGGCGUGCGUGGGCAGGGGAGCAUCGCUGGCGAGUCUGUAAUAGGACGAUUAGAAUCGGACGAGGAUACCACUGAUGAAGAUGGGGAAGAUAUCAGCGUGACGCCUGUCAUACCCGUGCCUAAUGUUGGACCAGAUAUAUCGUCUAUGUUGGGCCUUAUUCUGGAAGACGGUGCGGAUGAGGAGUGGGGGUAUCGUGCACAGUCUUCGCAUCCCUCGAGUUAUACUUCGUAUCCACAGAAUCGCACCUCGUUUCCUCCAAAUCACACCUCGCACCCUCCAAAUCACACCUCGCGCCCUCCAAAUCACACCUGGCAUCCCCAAUCCUCGCGCACCCAGCGCACUGACUAUCGUCGACAUACAUCGCAACCGAGGGAGUAUGAUCAAAAUCAAGCAGGGAGGAUAACGCGCGUUUCCAGUGGCAGUUCUUCAUAUACGAAUACGAACGCAUUAUCACUCCAUUUUGAUGCUUCGCUUUCUGUGCAUGGUCAUACUGCGCGUCCGUUUACGGGUGCUGGGGGUGGUCCUUUGACAGGUGGGGGACACGGUCCUUUUACAAAUGUCGGCGGGCCAGAAAUCGUCGCUCCUACCCCAGUCGUAGGCGGUCCCAAUAUCGUGCAUAUGUGGGCUAACCGAACAUGA
This is a messenger RNA of Suillus paluster, 2501 nucleotides long. RefSeq lists its product as uncharacterized. Gene Ontology annotation, molecular function: ubiquitin protein ligase activity. Gene Ontology annotation, biological process: protein ubiquitination; ubiquitin-dependent protein catabolic process. Gene Ontology annotation, cellular component: ubiquitin ligase complex; cytosol. Lineage: Eukaryota; Fungi; Basidiomycota; Agaricomycetes; Boletales; Suillaceae. Bases 69 to 2501 code for a protein of 810 amino acids. The record is from RefSeq and is a predicted model, not a curated record. The transcript has 5 exons.